Molecule: messenger RNA, 930 nt
Organism: Stomoxys calcitrans (stable fly)
Lineage: Eukaryota; Metazoa; Arthropoda; Insecta; Diptera; Muscidae
Exons: 2
Coding region: 34-873 (279 amino acids)
Source: RefSeq, a predicted model, not a curated record
AAGACAUCCCCAUCAAUAGAAAAAUCAAACAGAAUGGCACCUAUUCAUCAACGUCUUAGCAAGAACCAAUUACGAAUCUCAUCAAAAAAGUUCAUAUGCAAAGUUUGCAAGGGACGGCAUGCUCUAAAGGAUUGUAAAGAUUUUCACCGUUUGGCUGUUGAUGAAAGGAUAAGAGCGGUUAUGAUCCAUGGCUACUGCACUAACUGCUUAGCCCAUCUUCAUUCAGCUGGAUCGUGCUUUACGAAAUCUGGUUGCAAACGCUGUGGAGGCAACCAUCAUACCCUUUUACACAUUCCAGAUGACCAUAAACCAGGAAAAGUAAACGUCAAGCAUCCGAAACUGAAGAAGAGCUCAUCCAUUUCCUCUCUUAAUAAAUCGGUUACCUUAUCAUCAAUCACAUCCCAACAUCACUUUCACCUUUUCCCCACUGCGGUUCUAUUGGUUCAGCAUGGAAUGAAGCAGCACCAUGUAAGAGCAGUUAUAGAUACAUGCUCAUCCUUUAGCAAAAUAUCAAGCAAACUUGUAAACGAAUUGGACCUGUCAAUAGCUAGACUGGGUGAUGAGUCGAUAUGCUCAGUUACUUUACAAUCUCGCCAGCCCUCCCAGCCAACAAUACAAGCGACAAUGAAGGUCAACAACAAAAUUUCCAUGAACACUCCGACAAAAUCGAUUGACUCCAUCAUUGCUACCAGAUUUUCCAACCUAAAUCUCGCCGAUCCUCAAUUUUUUAAAUCCAGAUCUAUAGCCAUGGUUUUAGGUGCAGAUCUCUAUUCGAAACUUAUUCUAAAUGGAUUAAUUCCAAGCAAUAAUGGCCUUCCGGUUGCCAUGAAUACCAUCUUCGGAUGGGUUCUUGCUGGGUCGUGCGCCAUUUAAUUAAAAAUUACGAACUAAACAAUUUUCAGAAUUAAAACGCAUUGAACUUUGAAAUUU